GCUCUCUUAAAUAAACGCUUCCUCAUACACUUGCACUUGCUUCUUCAUACUACUGACUGCUGGGAAAGAGAACCUCUUCAGCUUUUAUUUACUGAGGGAGAAGUAAAGUCAACGUAAUGUCGGAGUCAGCUCUUUAACAGGGAAUCCAGUGGAUAAAUAGUGUCUUACAUCAGCUCAAGAAAAUGGAUAAGACGUCACAGCAAGCACAAGUGAAUGCGGAGCAGCAACUGCUUCCAAACACAAGGAGAAGUUUCAGCUUCUCAUCUCUUCGUAUAAAAAAAAGGCACAACAGCGAUGAAGAGGGUGGAUUUAGAAGGCGCAGAGGGUUGCUGUUGUUUUCAUCAGUGCGAGAGUCAUCAAGGAAGGAGCCGGUCUUAGGUGGUGAUGGUGCCUCCCAGCCCUGUGGUUCUAAAGACCAGGUGAAGAAGACAGAAAGGCACAACAGCGAGGAAGAGGGUGGAUUUAGAAGGCGCAGAGGGUUGCCGUCGUUUUCAUCAGUGCGAGAGUCAUCUAGGAAGGAGCCGGUCUUCGAUGGUGAUGGUGCCUCCCAGCCCUGUGGUUCUCAAGACCAGGUGAAGAAGACAGGUGAACAGCCCAUAGGAAACCUCAUCUCUGAUGUUGCUGGAAACCACGAUCCCAUCCCAUCAGGUGAAGAUGAAGGUGGACGACAAGGGGCCCUCAAGAGGUUUAGUGCCAUGUGGUCCUCCUUCCGCAGAGGCAAAAAAGAGAGAUCGAAAGACCAGGAGCCUGCAGAGCCACUCGGCCAAGCAGUGGAACCCAACACAUCCAGGCAGCAACGUUACUUGAGUGGUCAGUACUUCUUUGAGUAUCUGGUGGUUGUCAGCCUCAAGAAGAACAAGGAUGGAAGCAGCUAUGAGCCUCAGAUCACCUACCAGUUUCCCAAGAGGGAUGGGAUGGCCAGAUCCCAGAAGGAGGAAGAAGAAAAGACGCUACAGGCAAUCACAUUGUUUUGUUUCCCAGAAGGCAUCAACUGGGCUCCUUUAACAGAAUACCACAGUGAGACCUUCUCCUUUGUUCUGACUGAGGUUGAUGGCAGCAGAAGAAAUGGAUACUGCAGGAGGUUAUUGCCCGGAGGGAAAGGAGCUCGCCCCCCGGAGGCGUACUGCAUCAUCAGCAGUCUGGCUUGUUUCGGCCUCUUCUCCAAGAUAUUUGACGAGGUGGAGAAGCGGCGCCAGAUCUCCAUGGCUAUGAUCUAUCCAUUCAUGCAGAAGCUGCGGGAGGCCCCAUUCCCAGCUCCGGGAAACACUGUGGAGAUUAAGAGCUUCAUUCCUGAGUCGGGCACUGAGAUCAUCAGUCUGACACGUCCACUGGAUUCAUGGCUGGAACAUGUCAACUUUGCCAAACUUUUCGACUGCCUGACAGAUGAUGAGGUGUUACUGGUGUUCGCGGCCGCUGUCCUGGAGAGAAGGAUCAUUUUCAUCGCGGAUGAUCUGGGCACAUUAUCCCAAGUCAUUCAUGCAGUAGCAGCCCUCCUUUACCCAUUCACCUGGCAGCACACCUUGAUCUCCAUUGUUCCAAAGAUCCUGAUUGAUGUAGUGAUGGCACCCACCCCCUAUCUGCUGGGAGUCCAGAAGCGCCUGCAGGACCAGCUUGACGACCAGGGUGAUCUGAUGGUUGACUUGUCCGAGGAUAAAAAGAAGACCUUCAUUUUUUCGACUGGGGAUGAAGCCUCUAUUCUGCCCCCAAAGCUCCAAACAGAAAUACUAGAGGCACUAAGUAAAAGACAAGAAGCAUCAACAGCUGAGGAGUUGAACCGAGUGGUGUCGGAAGCCUUCCUGCAUUUCUUUGUGAAAACAGUCGGCCAUUACGCCUCAUAUGUGAAAUACAAUCGCGGGGCGCAGGGAGUGUUUGAAAAGAGAAGCUUCUACAAGGCCAUUGAGUCCAAGACCACUCGACACUUUGUCAAGAAGUUCAUCCAGACACAGAUGUUUGACCUGUUUAUCCAGGAGGUGGAGCAGCAGCCUGGGCCGCAGCAAGGAAUAUUCCACAAAAAGAUCCUAGAAUACGAAGAAAAAAAGAAAAGGGACAAGGCACGGAAACACUAACUUUCAGCAGGGACUUUUGAUGUAUAUAAUAGAGUACAUAGGAAAAGAUUUGAAUGAUGUCCUGUGUCCGUUUGGUUUUAAAUAUGUAUGCAAUGUGUGAAUAACUGUAUGGCUAGCUUGCUGCUACUCUGUCAAACACUGGCAGAAUGAGAGAGUUGAGUUCCAGGUGUUGAUUCUUGGCCUGCGGCCUGUGCCAAUGAGCAGGAAAAUCAUUUCAAAUAAAGACUAGUUUUUUAUGUCUACA
This is a messenger RNA of Platichthys flesus (European flounder), 2310 nucleotides long. It is a transcript of the gene dennd2da, whose product is annotated as DENN/MADD domain containing 2Da. Lineage: Eukaryota; Metazoa; Chordata; Actinopteri; Pleuronectiformes; Pleuronectidae. The coding region runs from base 183 to 2066 and encodes 627 amino acids. Gene Ontology annotation, cellular component: nucleoplasm; cytosol. The record is from RefSeq and is a predicted model, not a curated record. The transcript has 19 exons.